AUGCUUUUCUUGUAUUUUUAUAGCCAGGUGGAUUAUCGAGCAAAACUCUGGGCUUGCAACUUCUGUUAUCAGAGAAAUCAGUUUCCUCCAACCUAUGCUGGCAUAUCUGAAAUGAAUCAGCCAGCUGAACUUUUACCUCAGUUCUCCAGCAUUGAAUAUGUAGUACAGCGUGGUCCUCAGAUGCCUUUGAUAUUUCUGUACGUUGUGGACACCUGCAUGGAAGAUGAAGACUUGCAAGCUCUGAAGGAAUCCAUGCAAAUGUCGCUCAGCCUCCUGCCACCAACUGCGUUAGUUGGUCUCAUUACCUUUGGCCGAAUGGUGCAAGUUCAUGAGCUUGGAUGCGAAGGAAUUUCCAAAAGUUAUGUCUUCAGAGGAACAAAGGACCUAUCUGCAAAACAGCUGCAGGAAAUGCUGGGGCUUACAAAAGUAGCUGUUUCACAAGUUGGUCGGGGUCCUCAAGUGCAGCAGCCACCACCUUCUAACAGAUUUUUGCAGCCAGUGCAGAAAAUUGAUAUGAAUCUUACUGAUCUUUUGGGUGAACUGCAGCGGGAUCCUUGGCCUGUUCCACAGGGAAAACGGCCCUUGCGCUCUUCUGGAGUGGCGCUCUCUAUAGCUGUAGGGCUCCUUGAGUGCACUUUUCCUAACACUGGUGCACGUAUAAUGAUGUUCAUUGGAGGACCAGCGACACAAGGACCUGGCAUGGUUGUAGGGGAUGAAUUGAAGUUACCUAUAAGAUCAUGGCAUGACAUUGAAAAAGACAAUGCUAAAUAUGUUAAAAAGGGUACUAAGCAUUUUGAAGCCCUGGCUAAUCGGGCUGCAGCAAAUGGUCAUGUUGUUGACAUAUAUGCAUGUGCACUGGAUCAGACUGGUCUUCUGGAGAUGAAGUGUUGUCCCAACUACACGGGAGGCUACAUGGUAAUGGGAGACUCUUUCAAUACAUCUUUAUUCAAACAGACCUUUCAGAGAGUGUUCACAAAAGAUAUGCAAGGACAGUUUAAAAUGGGAUUUGGUGGCACAUUAGAAAUAAAGACUUCAAGAGAAGUGAAGAUUUCUGGAGCGAUUGGACCCUGUGUCUCUCUCAACGCCAAAGGACCGUGUGUCUCAGAAAAUGAAAUUGGAACAGGAGGUACUUGUCAGUGGAAGAUUUGUGGACUUAAUCCUACUACAACACUUGCACUGUACUUUGAGGUGGUAAACCAGCACAAUGCUCCCAUUCCUCAAGGAGGACGUGGUGCCAUCCAGUUUGUGACUCAGUACCAGCAUUCCAGUGGACAGAGACGUAUCAGAGUGACCACAGUUGCCAGAAACUGGGCAGAUGCGCAGACGCAGAUCCAGAACAUUGCUGCAUCUUUUGACCAGGAAGCUGCUGCGAUUCUCAUGGCGAGAUUGGCAGUGUACAGGGCAGAGACAGAGGAGGGGCCUGAUGUGCUUCGGUGGCUGGACAGGCAGCUUAUACGGCUGUGUCAGAAAUUUGGAGAAUAUCACAAGGAUGAUCCAGGCUCUUUCAGGUUUUCAGAAACCUUUUCACUUUACCCACAGUUUAUGUUCCACUUGAGAAGAUCUCCUUUCUUACAAGUUUUUAAUAACAGUCCAGAUGAGAGCUCGUACUACCGCCAUCAUUUCAUGCGUCAAGAUCUGACCCAGUCGCUUAUCAUGGUUCAACCGAUUCUCUAUGCCUACUCUUUCAAUGGACCUCCAGAGCCUGUUCUUCUGGAUAGCAGCAGCAUUUUACCAGAUCGCAUUCUCCUUAUGGACACCUUUUUCCAGAUCCUUAUUUAUCAUGGAGAGACCAUAGCUCAGUGGCGUAAAUCAGGUUACCAAGAUAUGCCAGAAUAUGAAAACUUCCAUCACUUGCUACAAGCUCCAAUAGAUGAUGCCCAAGAAAUUCUCCAUUCCAGAUUUCCAAUGCCCAGAUACAUUGAUACAGAGCACGGAGGAAGCCAGGCUCGUUUCCUGCUUUCAAAAGUAAAUCCCUCUCAGACUCAUAACAACAUGUAUGCGUGGGGACAGGAGUCUGGAGCACCCAUUCUUACUGACGAUGUCAGCUUGCAAGUAUUUAUGGAUCAUCUGAAGAAACUUGCUGUCUCCAGCGCUGCCUGAGCUGCUGCAGUGCAGCAAGGGCACAGAUGAGCUGUAGCCUAUUUCGGCUUUUUCUCCUCUACCCUUUUCCGUGUCUCUCGUGACAGAAGAGCACUCUGAUCUGCGCAAGCUGCCUGACUCGAUGUGAAGCAGUGUUGUUUUCAAAGAAAAGCUUUUGUUAUCAGCAAAUGUUUUAAUGUGAACCGCAGUUUGUAAAAAUGACAGGUGGUAGAUUAAGUUAUAAUUAGAGAAAAAAGAGCAGUCACUCUGAUUACUGUGAUACUGUAAUUACCUGGAGAUCAUUUAUAACAACUUCGAGAUGUGAUUUCAGUUUCCUUUUUAAAUGGUUGAGGUUGAUUCUGCUCUGCACUGCAAGGGCACGUUGAGCAAUAAAGGAAAUCUUUGGUGACGUCAGGCUUUCCAGACCUCCGUAUGAACUACUUUUGCCU
This is a messenger RNA of Mesitornis unicolor (brown roatelo), 2528 nucleotides long. RefSeq names its product Sec23 homolog A (S. cerevisiae) (gene SEC23A). Gene Ontology annotation, biological process: COPII-coated vesicle cargo loading; intracellular protein transport; endoplasmic reticulum to Golgi vesicle-mediated transport. Bases 1 to 2100 code for a protein of 699 amino acids. NCBI's taxonomy places the organism in Eukaryota, Metazoa, Chordata, Aves, Mesitornithiformes, Mesitornithidae. The record is from RefSeq and is a predicted model, not a curated record. The transcript has 18 exons. Gene Ontology annotation, cellular component: endoplasmic reticulum exit site; COPII vesicle coat. Gene Ontology annotation, molecular function: GTPase activator activity; zinc ion binding.